Messenger RNA from Trichoderma virens Gv29-8, 2361 nucleotides. RefSeq lists its product as uncharacterized. Gene Ontology annotation, biological process: transmembrane transport. Lineage: Eukaryota; Fungi; Ascomycota; Sordariomycetes; Hypocreales; Hypocreaceae. Bases 1 to 2361 code for a protein of 786 amino acids. The transcript has 8 exons. The record is from RefSeq and is a predicted model, not a curated record. Gene Ontology annotation, molecular function: oligopeptide transmembrane transporter activity.
AUGGAGGGUUUACGGGAAACCAUCUCCAAAUGGCCUGAUUCAGGCGCGCGGAACGACGUCGAUGAUGACGAUCAGGGCUCCGAGUAUGAGCUCCUCAUGGAUCCAAACCUACCAGAGGAGCAUGAAUCUCGUCGUCAUGUACAACCCGAAGACGGCCUAUCUGAUGAUGGGUCUAAGGGGGCUGAAGAUGAGGGGGAGGAGGAAGAGAAUUCUCCGUAUCCGGAAGUUCGCGCGUCUGUCCACAAUUACGACGAAGAUGUGCCAUGUAAUACGGUUCGUGCUUGGUCAAUUGGACUAUCCCUUGUUAUUCUUGGAGCAUCAAUGAACACCAUCUUUUCGCUGCGCCGGCCCACCAUUUCCAUCGGGCCCCUUGUCGCUCAGAUUAUUGCUUGGCCCAUCGGUCAUGGGUGGGCAAGAUUUGUUCCCGAACGAGAGUUGAGGAUAUUUGGACUCAAGUGGCAGCUGAAUCCGGGCCCCUUUAACGUGAAGGAGCAUGCAAUUAUCGGAGUGAUGGCAUCUGUAUCCUUUUCUGUUGCCUAUUCGACAGACAUUAUCCUGGCACAGCUGGUUUUUUAUAAGCAGAAUUUUGGAAUACUCUUCCAGAUCUUGCUCGUGAUUUCCACGCAGUCGCUGGGAUACGGCAUUGCUGGUAUUAUGCGCAAAUAUCUAGUAUAUCCUGCAUCGAUGAUAUGGCCUGCGAAUCUAGCCUCCGUGGCCAUGAUGAAUGCCAUGUAUGAGUCGACUGAUGACAUAGAUCCGACAGUCUUCGGCGGCAGUUUAACUAGAUACACAUGGUUUAGCCUCGUUACUGCGGUAUCUUUUGUCUACUACUUUAUUCCGGGCUUCCUUGCCCAGUUCCUGAGCGUCUUCGCCUUUGCAACCUGGAUGGCACCGCAAAACCCAGUCAUCAAUCAGCUCUUUGGUGGAAACACUGGCUUGUCCAUCAUACCCAUUACCUUUGACUGGAGCCAGGUGUCAGGUUACAUCGGAUCGCCUCUUGUUUCGCCUUGGCACGCGAUUGCCAAUACCACCAUCAGUGUUGUCAUAUUCUACACCGGUCUGUCGAUCCUACUCCACUACUCUGGGACUUGGUAUGCCCCGUUCCUACCCAUGAACGACGCCAGUAUCUACGACAACACGGGGGCGGCGUACAACAUUACCCGGGUUGUGAAUCCAGACAUGACUCUGAAUGAGGAGGCCUACCGAAAUUACUCGCCGUUAUUCAUUAGCACCACAUUCGCCAUAUCAUAUGGCAUGUCAUUCGCCGCCAUCUCCUCACUCGUUGUGUAUACGUAUCUGCAACACGGCAAGUACAUCUGGAAGCAGUACAUGAACAGCGCCACGGAAAAGCCGGAUAUCCAUAUGAAACUGAUGAAAAAGUACAAAGAGGCACCGACGUGGUGGUACCUCACUCUCUUCUGCAUCAUGCUGGCAUUGGGCUUCUAUACAGUGCUUGCGUACCCAACCAACCUCACUUGGUGGGCCUUUUUAUUGGCCGUCAUGAUUUCGUUCGGCUUCUCUUUGCCAAUCGGUAUCAUUCAAGCCGUCACAAAUAACCAGAUUGGCUUGAAUGUGCUCACGGAGUUUGUAUACGGCUACAUCCAGCCGGGACGGCCUCUGGCGCUCAUGCUCUUCAAAACGUUUGGAUACAUCACUAUGUCCCAAUCACUCAAUUUCAUAGCAGAUCUCAAGUUCGGUCAUUACAUGAAAAUCCCGCCCAGGACCAUGUUCAUGGCCCAAGUCGUCGCCACAACAUACUCGUGCGUAAUCCAGGUUUUGGUCCUUAACAUGGCACUCAACAACAUCGAAGACGUGUGCGAUGAUCAGCAACCCAACCACUUCACAUGUCCAGGCGGAAGAGUCUUUUACUCUGCUUCUGUCAUUUGGGGCCUCAUUGGCCCAGGUCGAAUGUUCUCCCCAGGCCAAAUCUACUCUGGCCUCUUCAUCUUCUUCAUCAUCGGCGCAAUCACCCCUAUAGUCAUCUACUUCGCCGUCAAGAAAUACCCAAAAUCCCCCGUGAAAUACCUCAUCGCGCCGCUCCUCUUUGGCGGCCCCGGCUCCAUCCCACCCGCCACACCUCUCAACUACUACUCCUGGGGCAUCGUGGGCUUCAUCUUCCAGUUCUGGAUCAAGAGGCACUACUUCCGGUGGUGGAGCCGCUUGAACUUCUUGACGUCGUCCGGCAUGGAUUUGGGUCUAGCGCUGGCCACGCUCUUCAUCUUUUUCGCUUUCACAAUGAAUGGGAUUGAGCCCCCAAAAUGGUGGGGGAAUAACGUUGUCGGCACGACGAUGGAUUUCCAGGGCACGGCUGUGAGGGCGCAUGUUGCAGCGGGAGAGCAUUUUGGCCCAAGCUCAUGGUAG